Molecule: messenger RNA, 1105 nt
Organism: Helicoverpa armigera (cotton bollworm)
Lineage: Eukaryota; Metazoa; Arthropoda; Insecta; Lepidoptera; Noctuidae
Product: transmembrane protein 138
Exons: 4
Coding region: 130-609 (159 amino acids)
Cellular component (GO): cilium
Source: RefSeq, a predicted model, not a curated record
AAAUUCAGACGGCCCACUGACCGGAAAUUCGUUGGACGAGUGGUGUAAAAUAAUGUGUAAUCGAUUUUUCUUAUUUUCAGGUUUGGUUUUCAAGCAACGGAAAUAAAAAUAUACAUUUUAUUAUUGAUAAUGAAGUUAUCUACGCCCAGAUACACAUUUUGUUUAUUUUUUCAGCUUAUAUUCAUGCUUUGUGAUCUAUUAUUUAAUUGUGUUAGCUUAUUUCCCCGGAGUCGUGAUGGGCUUCUUGUAUUAUUCAUAUUUCAAGAUUUAUUCCUCGUGUUAUCCAUUACAACAAUGCUGAUGACAUUCUUCUCAACAUAUUUAUUUCAAGCCGGGCUGGUGGAGGUGCUGGCGCGCAAGUUCCGCGCGGCGGGCGCCGUGUGCGCGGCCUACGUGCUCGCCAGCGUGGCGCUGCACGCCGCCUGGCUGCUGGACAAGUGGGCCGAGCCGGAGUCGGUCUCCACACCGCUGCUGAUCUGCCUGUUCACUCUGCAGCGCUGCCUGUCUCCGUGGUACUAUUUCUUCUACAAGAGAGCAGCACUACGAGUCAGCGACCCCCGCUUCUAUGAAGACAUAGAUUGGAUCAACCAGCAACUACAGGCUCAUUAAAUUAAUUCUCUAUCAAACAAACCUAUUUAUAUGGACUGAUAUAAGAACGAUGGACUGUAUAAUGAUUUAAACAUUCAUAGUUGUCUUCUUGAUGUCAUAAAUUUAAUUUUAUUUAGUUGAUCAGUAGGUAUCUUAUACUUUAUAUAUGUCACCGUAAGAUUACAAACAUCGUUAGAUUACAAUCUAUCUCGAGAGAUUGUAAACUGUCGAAUUAUUGUAAACCGUAACACCUGAUUGCAAUUUAACGCAUUAUUUUUCGCUAUAUUAUAAUCUAUCGAUGAGAAAUUGUCAAAUUGUCAACUGUCCGAAAGCUCUCCCUGAUUGGUCAGUCUUUUUGUAAGAUCGAGAGCGAUGUAGAGCGGUCAAAUUGUCAACUGGCGUAGAACGGAAUGCAUCUUGCGCGCUGAUUGGUAGAACGUCAAAAAAGACAAUGUUCUUUGCAACUCCCGGUGUCACAGCUCUUUGACGUGCAAAAAUAAGUGACGGUUUAAUUUUU